AUGGAUCGCAAUCGUCCUCUUCCAAUCGCCGACGAGUGGCAGGAUCCCGACUCCUACAUUGAGGCGCUCCUAUUCUUCGCGAAUUCGAACGAGCUCUUCAUAAAUCUAUGCGGUGGCGUGCACAUUCUGGAUUUCCUGACGCGCGAGCCCGAUUUAUACACUACUUUACUUCCAGAGGAUUGGAUCGCAUUCUUCCACCAACAUGACACACAAGAUAUCAUUCGCUUGCUCCUACGGGAAGACAUUAAACCUUUACGAGAGCCCGGUGAUGCGACUCGCACUUGGAACGGAGGCGCUUUCCCUCCAACAACCCUCUUAGAUUACAUCUACAAUGUUCGUCGGCUGAGCCUACGACGAGAUUUCGCAUCUCCCGACCUCGGAAAGAAGACAAAACUUAACAAGCAUGUUGCUAUGGGCAUGAAGAAGAAAAAACUUCAUGAAGUCCAGCAUUUUUCACGCUAUGUGGCUGAUCUUUCGGAAACGGUUGAGCAACGCCGCGGCGAGCCUGUAUCCCAUAUCGUGGAUUUUGGCUCUGGGCAAAAUUAUCUUGGCCGGACAUUGGCCAGCUCGCCCUACCAUAAGCACAUUAUUGCCAUUGAGCGGAAACACCAGUAUAUCAGUGGAGCCAAGGAUAUGGAUGUCAACGCCAAGUUGGCUGAGAAGGAGAAGAAAGAUCAUACUUAUGUGAUCAACAAUAAAAAGAAUAAGGCUUGCAAUGAAUGCGAUGGAGGCUUGGGAGUAGCAGACUCUGAGCCAACGGACCCUUCCCAGGCAGAAAAUCUGGAUGCUAAAUUUGGAGACGUUCCUGCACGAGAAGUGGAGGAGAAUAUUGAGGAUGUCACUAUCUUCAAGAUGUUGGGGGAGAUCACCCUAGAGCCUGACGAACUGCUCGGUACGACUACACCCAACGUUCGUCGUCAAAAGGCCGAGGAGGAAUUUGCUCAAGCUCGAGGCACACUCAGCUACAUUGAGCAUGAGAUUGAGGAUGGUUAUUUGGAGCCCAUCAUCGAUCAUGUCAUGAAUCCACCACCCGCAGAGAAGGAUGAUGGCAAAAAUUCCGAGGAACCAUCCAUUACUGAGCAGCCGAGCAAAGAAACCCGACCCGAUCCUCGAGUCAUGGUGGUCUCUCUGCAUUCAUGUGGCAACCUAGUCCACCACGGCGUGCGCUCUCUCAUCCUGAACCCAUCAGUCGUCGCCGUCGCCAUGAUCGGCUGCUGUUACAACCUAAUGACAGAGCGUCUCGGACCCGCAACAUACAAACUCCCCAUCCUCCGAUCAGUUCACCCACGCCUCUACGAAACCGGAACAUCCUACGACCCGCACGGCUUCCCCAUGUCCAAACUCUACGAGGACUACAAAAAUGCCGGCACAGAUGGCAUGAAACUCAAUAUCACAGCCCGCUCAAUGGCAGUCCAGGCUCCCUACAACUGGGGCCACGCCGACAGCGAAGACUUUUUCACGCGCAAUUACUAUCGUGCCCUCCUGCAACGCAUCCUUGUCGACCGCGGUGUCGUCCCAAAACCCGGCGCCGUAAAAGAUCUAUACGAGGAGUCCAAUGGGACCGCGGCUGUCAUCAUCGGCUCGCUGGGUAAGACUGCGUUCAAGUCUUUCACGGCGUAUAUGCGUGCUGCGAUAGUCAAGUUGACCCGCGACCCAAACCACGGUGUCAAGGUCUCGGAAAAUGUGGGCACCAUGUCUGAUGAGGAUUUCCAGCGCUAUGAUACGGAGUAUCGCCAGGCAAGGAAGAAUCUCAGUGUAGUGUGGAGCUUGAUGGCUUUCAGCGCUCAGGUUGUUGAGACGGUCAUUGUUGUUGAUAGAUGGCAGUAUCUGCGGGAACAUGACUCUGUCAAGGAGUGCUGGGUCGAGCCUGUAUUCGAUUACAGUGAGAGUCCGCGGAACCUGGCUGUCAUUGGGUUGAAGAAGUGA
Messenger RNA from Penicillium verhagenii, 1926 nucleotides. RefSeq lists its product as uncharacterized. Bases 1 to 1926 code for a protein of 641 amino acids. NCBI's taxonomy places the organism in Eukaryota, Fungi, Ascomycota, Eurotiomycetes, Eurotiales, Aspergillaceae. The record is from RefSeq and is a predicted model, not a curated record. The transcript has a single exon.